UAUACUUCCGGGCUAAAAACAUGUUGAGAUUGUAGUAGUAUCGGAGCUGAUCUCAAUACAAGUUCAGGGUGAUGGGACCGGAUGGGGCCCCGGGUCCAGCGGUGCCCUGGAGGAAGGUCCUCUGGGAGCGUCAGCCGUUCCCUGAUAACUACGUAGACCGGCGUUUCCUGGAGGAGUUACGGAGGAACGAGGGGCUCAGACAUUACAGAUACUGGGCUGUGGUGAAGGAGGCGGGCUUUGUGGGACAGCAGCUGUCCUGUGUCGCCAUUUUUAUCUCCCUGUGGCUUUACAUGGAGCAGGGUCUGCUGUCUCCUGAGACUCUCCUGUGGAGCAGCCUGCUAUGCGCUCUGCUCGGUUAUGGACUCUACCAGUCCCUGACGGUUCAGGUCGAGUCAGGCUGUGAGACUCGGACUCGUCUGGCUGACCUGCAGAGCGCCGCCAUCUUUCUCUCCUUCACGUUUGGUUUCUCUCCAGUUCUAAAGACGCUCACAGAGUCGGUGAGCACCGACACCGUGUACGCCAUGUCCGCUGUGAUGCUGCUCGCACACCUGGUGUCCUUCCCCUAUGCUCACCCCUCCCCCCCUGGCAGCCUUUCCCUGAACGCAGCCCUGUUCGCCUCAGUGUGUUUGGCGUCCAGGUUACCUGGAGCUCUGCACACCUUUGCCAUGCUGAGCUGUGCCCUCGAGGUGUUUGCCCUGUGGCCCUGCCUGCUGCAGAGGCUCCGGGAGAACAAUCCCACACACUUCACAGCGCUCUGUGUGGGAGUGUGUGUUGGAGGAGUUGGGGGUCUGGGGUCUCAGUCACCAGGAGGCGCCGUUCUCUUAGCCCUGGCUUUAGGGAGUGUGACUCUGCUGUGCCCCCUCCUGUUAGUGCGUCUGCAGAGACACAAAGACAACAUCCAGGGACCGUGGGACGAGGCGGAGAUCCACGAGGACCUGAACUUGUUGAACUGACCCACACAGUCAGAGACACAAAGGGUUAAACUAAAGGACUAACUAUGAACUCAUUGACCGUCAUCAUGAUAAUUCACAGUUUCAUCAUGUGAACACUCCUCAUUAUAUUCGAGCAGAGAUCAUGAAGAAGUUUUUAAUGUUCAUCUCUGAAGUGUUGAUGAUUUUAUUUCCCCUCGUGAAAUACUGACUGAGGCAGACAAAAUAACUUUGAUACUUUUUGAUAUCACAUGUUCUGAAACAAUACAGUCUCUGUUAUUUAAUGAUAGAUCGUAUCAAAAGGCACCAAAGCUUAAUAAAAAAGCCACAGGUCUUCAGUCAGAUUUAAGAAAAAGCUCCCGCACACUGUCUGAAUUGUACAAAUGCGUCGUCUGUGUGUUUGAGACAGUGUGCAUGAUCUCAGCUGAUUUUUAUGCUAAUUAAAAACAAUACAUUUUCUAACAUUGGGUGUCUAGGACUUCUAUUUUUGUUGCUGUGGUAUCAAAGAGGUAUUGAUAUCAUUUGAUUGUUACUACAUUUGUAUCACAGAUUUAAAAUCUGGUACUCUAAACACUGAACACUUGUUAUUCUGUUCCAGGUUCAUAUCAGCGAUGUUUAACCGUGUUUAACUGAUCUACUGUUGUGUGUGUGUAAAUGAAUAUAUUUUUAAAGGGUUUUGAAAUUAUAUAAAAUGUUUUCUUAUAAGGUUUUUCAAUACUCAGUUAUGUUUAAAUACCACGAGUUGAUAAAGUCUCUGUCAGUUUUAUUUUAAUGAUCAAUAUUAUCAAAAAGUACAGAAACUUAAAAAAACAUGUUUCAUCAGACAGCUGUGUAGGAGAGGAAUGAACUAAAAAUCUCAAAGCCUCAACUUGUGAUAUUUAAAAACAACAAGAUAUUACCCAAUACUGGGUGCUACAGAAUUCAUAUUUUUAUUUUUGUGAUGUUGAAACCGGUAUUGAUAUCAUUUGAUGUUUUUGCUUGUAUUAAAAAAUGUUGGUGGUCAUGAUAACCAACCUAUAUUUAUUAAAAGUUUGAAUAAAAAGUUGAAUAACUAGCAGAAGCUCAAUUUAAACUGGAUCCCAGUUUGAUACACUAAUAAAGAAAUCAAAGCUUCA
Messenger RNA from Labrus bergylta (ballan wrasse), 2044 nucleotides. It is a transcript of the gene pigc, whose product is annotated as phosphatidylinositol glycan anchor biosynthesis, class C. NCBI's taxonomy places the organism in Eukaryota, Metazoa, Chordata, Actinopteri, Labriformes, Labridae. The record is from RefSeq and is a predicted model, not a curated record. Gene Ontology annotation, biological process: GPI anchor biosynthetic process. Gene Ontology annotation, cellular component: glycosylphosphatidylinositol-N-acetylglucosaminyltransferase (GPI-GnT) complex; membrane.